Messenger RNA from Clupea harengus (Atlantic herring), 1220 nucleotides. RefSeq lists its product as uncharacterized. NCBI's taxonomy places the organism in Eukaryota, Metazoa, Chordata, Actinopteri, Clupeiformes, Clupeidae. The record is from RefSeq and is a predicted model, not a curated record.
GCCCGAGCCGAGUAGUGCCCCGUGUCAACUCAGCGCCGCACCAGGAUUCACUACAGCAGGGGAGGCAACCCUUCUUUUGACCCUCUCCGCUGACAAAAAAAAAACAUGUUUCCUAAUGUGCAGAAUGGAAUAGCCAAUACGGAAAGAAAUCUACGGGAAAUCCGUCCAUGACAACAGUAGAUAUUCACGGAAAAAAAAACAUUCUGGACAGAUAAUACUCAAACUAUUGUUACGGAAUCUAACUCCGUCGCAUUAGUGCACUAAUAUAGUUCGGUCUGUGCCUUUAAAGCAUGUGUUGGCGUCACCUGGUGUCACCUUAAAAUCAGACGAAGCUCAAGUUUUAUUGUUACAAGCAUAGAUAACUGUGUACUGUAACCAUGACAACAUUCUCCAACACUCUGGAGGGACCUCUAGGCCAGAAAUUACCACCUGAACAAAGUCCCCAUGGACUCUAUUAAUUGUGAGGACAAGCCCAGGCCAUGUGCUCGGAAACAAUGGGGGCGGACCAUGCAUGAGACCACCCUUACACUAGGAGACUCUGAAACUAACUAUAACACAGUCAUGGCUGAGAGCUACUGUGGCCGAGACUCCAGAGGACAGCCACUGAUAUUUUCCCACAGAGAUCCACUGGUUUCUUCCCAGCAUAUCACCACACUGGACCUCAGCAACACAUCAGUUACUUACACACCAACAGAAAGCAGGGAUGUCCACUGUCCCAAGGACAUCGUCUCGCACAACGUGCUGCAAAGCUAUGGCUUGAGGAACGGUACCCGCAACCACACGGGCUGGGCCAUGAAAGAGAUCACCAACCCCUCUGGGCCGACCCUGUACCACAGCAGCUACCGUGAGAGCCAUCAAAAACCCAGCAUGAGCAUCUGCCAUAGUAUCACCACCAUGGGCCACCCCGUUCCCUGGCACAGUCAUGACAUUCUCACAGGAGAGAAGAAGAGACCUGCAGGCCCAGGCAAACACAGGAAGUCCACUAGAGACGAGUCAGUCCAGGCUCAGCGACCCUGGGAGACAGACAGUUGUGCCCUCAGAUUGUCCUGAACCCUCAGGGCCACCGUAGGGUGAACAGAGGGGAGUGCCAAAGACCUGGUCUAUUGGGAAUCAGUGGAUUGAAUCUAAGAGGGGAUACAGCACCAACUACAGAUCCUUGUCAUAUUGAAAAAAGCAAGUGAAAGUAAAAAGACCAGCGUGUGCUGCAUGCCUAAUCACAA